This is a messenger RNA of Merops nubicus (carmine bee-eater), 2291 nucleotides long. It is a transcript of the gene XPOT, whose product is annotated as exportin, tRNA. NCBI's taxonomy places the organism in Eukaryota, Metazoa, Chordata, Aves, Coraciiformes, Meropidae. Gene Ontology annotation, cellular component: nuclear pore; cytoplasm; nuclear matrix. Gene Ontology annotation, biological process: tRNA re-export from nucleus. The transcript is spliced from 14 exons. The record is from RefSeq and is a predicted model, not a curated record. Gene Ontology annotation, molecular function: small GTPase binding; tRNA binding. The annotation marks the transcript as partial.
GGUGAAGAUGAAGCAAUGUUUGUGGAGUACAGAAAACAGCUGAAGCUGUUGCUGGACAGACUUGCUCAGGUCUCACCAGAGUUACUGUUGGCAUCUGUCCGCAGAGUUUUUAACACUACACUUCAGAAUUGGCAAACUACACGAUUUAUGGAGGUGGAGGUGGCGAUAAGGCUGCUGUAUAUGUUGGCUGAGGCCCUGCCUGUAUCUCAUGGUGCUCACUUCUCUGGUGACGUUACAAAAGCCACGGCUUUACAAGACAUGAUGAGAACGCUGGUGACUUCCGGCGUUAGUGCCUAUCAACACACAUCAGUGACCCUGGAAUUCUUUGAAACUGUGGUUAGAUAUGAAAAAUUCUUUGCUGUUGAACCUCAGCACAUUCCAACUGUUCUAAUGGCAUUUUUAGAUCACCGUGGUCUUCGCCAUACAAGUCCUAAAGUACGAAGUCGAACAGCUUACCUCUUCUCCAGAUUUGUCAAGUCCCUUAAUAAGCAAAUGAAUCCAUUUAUUGAAGAUGUUCUGAACAGAAUACAAGAUCUACUGGAACUUUCUCCUCCUGAAAAUGGUUACCAGGCUCUGUUAAGCAGUGAUGAUCAACUUUUCAUUUAUGAAACAGCUGGAGUAUUAAUAGUUAACAGCGAAUACUCUGCAGAAAGAAAACAGGUUUUAAUGAGGAAUUUGUUGACUCCACUGAUGGAGAAGUUCAAAGUAUUGUUAGAAAAGCUGAUGAUGGCACAAGAUGAGGACAGACAGAUGGCACUGGCUGAUUGCCUCAAUCAUGCUGUCGGGUUCGCUAGCCGAACCAGCAAGGCUUUCAGCAAUAAGCAAACUGUAAAACAAUGUGGCUGCUCAGAGGUUUAUCUGGACUGCUUACAAACGUUUUUGCCAGCUCUCAGCUGUCCACUGCAAAAGGAAGUUCUGAGAAGUGGUGUCCGCACUUUCCUUCACCGCAUGAUUAUUUGCCUAGAGGAAGAAGUUCUUCCGUUCAUUCCUUCUGCCUCUGAACACAUGCUUAAAGAUUGUGAAGCAAAAGAUCUUCAAGAAUUCAUUCCUCUUAUAAACCAAAUAACAGCUAAGUUUAAGACACAGGUUUCACCUUUUCUGCAACAGAUGUUUAUGCCACUACUUCGUGCUAUUUUUGAGGUGUUGCUCCUUCCAGCAGAAGAAAACGACCAGUCUGCUGCUUUAGAAAAACAAAUGUUACGGAGGAGUUACUUUGCUUUUCUGCAGACAGUGACUGGCAGUGGAAUGAGUGAAGUCAUAGCUAAUCAAGGUGCAGAGAAUGUGGAGCGUGUGUUGUUCACUGUCAUUCAAGGAGCAGUAGAUUACCCAGAUCCUAUUGCACAGAAGACUUGUUUUAUUAUUCUUUCCAAGUUGGUGGAGCUUUGGGGAGGUAAAGAUGGACCAGUAGGUUUUGCAGACUUUGUCUACAAGCACAUUGUUCCUGCAUGUUUCUUAGCACCUUUGAAGCAAACGUUUGACUUAGCAGAUGCUCAGACAGUACUGGCUUUAUCAGAAUGUGCUGUGACGUUAAAAACAAUUCAUCUCAAAAGGGGUCCUGAGUGCAUUCAGUAUCUUCAGCAAGAGUAUCUGCCUUCUUUGCAAGUAGCUCCUGAAAUAAUUCAGGAGUUCUGUCAAGCACUUCAGCAGCCUGAUGCUAAGGUUUUCAAAAAUUACUUAAAGGUUUUCUUCCAGAGAGCGAAGCCCUAAGGAAAGUACUGGAAUUUCAUGUACCUCUCUCCAUAAUCCAGAAUUCUGGUUGUUAAUUUAUAAAACUGCUAACUCUUGUGCCAUUAAAACUGGUUUUGUUUUUAAGAAAUGUUGCUUUGUGCUCACAUCAGUACAUAUUUUAGCCUUUUGCAAAAAAAAAAAAAAAAGAGAAAUGCAAAGCCCCCACCUGUGUCUCAAACAUCGAAGGUAUGUGACAACAUGAAAAAUUAUCUGUAUACCUACAAAACCUUUCAUUAUGUAUAGGAUGACUUAAGCUUAUGCUGUUACACUUACAGCAAUGAAAUGACACUUAUUUUUGAAAUUAAAUGUAAAAAUCCCUUCAGACCAUAGCAAUGAUUAUUAAAAUGUGUACAUUUUUGAUACUGAGUAAAAUGUUUUCAUAAGACAUAAAACUCAUUUGUUCAUGUAUGGUGACAUGAAAAUAAAACAAUCAAAGUCAUUCUUGUAGAUAGUAAUUUCAUUGAAGCUGUCUUAAUGAUAAAAUAUAUAUAUACCUCCUAUAAAAAAAAGAUUGGUUUAAUAAAUGAUUUCAUUUAAAAGUAGCAUCUGGUUCUAUCUUUUUU